GUUGGAUCUGAGUUGGCUGACAACUUUCACUUAUUAGAAAGUUUGAAAAACUUCCCUUGUCACAACUUCGGUUAAAAUUAAACUUUUAUUUAUUUACUAAAAUGUCUGUAAAACUGUACCAUUUUCCUAUCAGCGGUCCUUCGCGUGGGGCUCUGCUAGCUGCUAGGCUUGUUGAAGUGCCGAUCGAUGUUGAAAUAGUUAAUUUGUUUCAAAAAGAACAAAUGAAGGAGAGUUUCUUAAAAAUAAAUCCUCAACAUGUCAUCCCUACAUUAGACGACAAUGGUUUUAUACUAUGGGAAAGUCGUGCUAUCGCUUGUUACUUGGCCGACAAGUAUGGGAAAGACGAUCAGUUUUAUCCCAAGGAUUUGAAAAAGCGGGCGCUCGUUAACUCGAGGCUGCAAUUCGACGGAUGUACGCUUUUUGUAAAAAUAAGAGCUAUCUGUUUCCCAAUUAUAUUUCUUGGAGAGACCGAAAUAAAGAAACCAUUGAAAGAUGACCUGAACACAACUCUAGGGUUCCUGGAUAUGUUCCUGAAUGACACAAAGUGGGUAGCUGGAAACCAUCCGACAAUUGCUGAUACAUCUAUAUAUGCAUCGGUCACCAGCAUUUUGGCUGUUGGCUGGGAUAUUUCAAGUUUUCCAAACAUUGAGAGAUGGCUGAAAGAAUGUUCCCAAUUGCCAGGAGCAGCCGAAAACGACGAAGGUGCUAAAGCUUUUGGUGAAGCUGUGAAAAAGAAUCUGAAAUAAAA
This is a messenger RNA of Trichoplusia ni (cabbage looper), 748 nucleotides long. Its product is annotated as glutathione S-transferase 1-like. Gene Ontology annotation, molecular function: glutathione transferase activity. Bases 102 to 746 code for a protein of 214 amino acids. Lineage: Eukaryota; Metazoa; Arthropoda; Insecta; Lepidoptera; Noctuidae. Gene Ontology annotation, biological process: glutathione metabolic process. The record is from RefSeq and is a predicted model, not a curated record. The transcript is spliced from 3 exons.